Molecule: messenger RNA, 2823 nt
Organism: Gallus gallus (chicken)
Lineage: Eukaryota; Metazoa; Chordata; Aves; Galliformes; Phasianidae
Gene: EIF4E3
Product: eukaryotic translation initiation factor 4E family member 3
Exons: 7
Coding region: 796-1470 (224 amino acids)
Biological process (GO): translational initiation
Cellular component (GO): eukaryotic translation initiation factor 4F complex
Molecular function (GO): translation initiation factor activity; RNA 7-methylguanosine cap binding
Source: RefSeq, a predicted model, not a curated record
GGGAGGGAAGGCCAUGGCCAUGGAGAGAGUCCACACCAUGCACACCACGGCCAGGCAGGUCCAGCCCGUCAUGCGCUUGGCAUAGAAGCGGUGGUGGGCGAUGGCCAUGUAGCGCGUGACCCCCACGCAGAAGAGCAGGAAGGCGGCGUGGAAGCAGAAGAGCACGGCCAGGAAGGCCAGCACCUUGCAGCUGAGCAGCCCGUGGGGCCAGGCAGCCCCGCUGCGCACCGACAGCAUGACGAAGGGGAAGCAGGCCAGCGAGCGGAGCCCAUCGGCCAAGCAGAGGUCCAGCAGCAGGUAGUAUGGGGCACGGUGCAGGUGUCGGUCCUUGAGGAUGAGCCAAGCGAAGAGCACGUUGCCCGCCAGGCUCACGCAGAGGAUCAGCCCCAGGGUGGCCAGCUUCAGCCCGGAGGCGCUCAGCAGGCCGCCGGCGCUGGGCAGGUGCGGGCUGCUGCUGCUUCCCAGCUCGCUGCUGUUCGCCAUCGGGUCCUUCCUCCUUUUCCUCCUCCUCCUCCUCCUCCUCCUCCUCCUCCGCGCGGCAGGCCCGGGGGCUCAGCGCCGCGGCAGCGCUCCGGGGCCGCGGGCCCCGCCAUCACCGCCGCCUUCCGCCGCCCAACCCGCGCCGCGCGACGCCCCCAUCCCCGCCGCCGCCGCCGUUCUCCCCCCUCCGCCGCCGCCACCACCGCCGCCGCUCGGGCGAGGAGCGGCGCUGCCGCCGCACUCCCCGCGGGCCAUGCGGCUCCGCGCCCCGCUAGGGCCGCGCCCCGCGCCGCCACCGCCCCAUGGAGGGGAGGGAUGGAGGGAUGGAGGGAUGGAGGAAGGAAGGGGCCCCGGGGGCGAGGCGCGGAGCGGCGCGGACCCCCUCCCCCCUUACCGCCGCCGAGCUGCUCCGCCGCCGCGCGGGGCGAGGGGCCGGCCGAGCCUGCGCACAGCGGCGGCGGCUCUGCCCAGCUCCCGGCGAGGACAAUGGGGUCCCUGCCUGGUACCACAGCAGCUGAAUGUGCCUCAAACCUGAAGAAGAUUUACAGAGUACAAACAGUGCAGGAUUUCUGGAGCGUCUACAACAACAUCCCUCCCGUGACGAGUUUGCCCCUGCGAUGCAGUUACCAUCUGAUGCGUGGAGAAAGACGGCCCCUGUGGGAAGAGGAAAGCAAUGCCAAGGGAGGUAUAUGGAAAAUGAAGGUCGCUAAAGAAAGUACGGCAGCAGUUUGGAAAGAGCUCCUGCUAGCAACUGUUGGAGAGCAGUUCACAGACUGCUGUGCUGCAGAUGAUGAAGUCAUAGGGGUGAGCAUCAGCGUUCGUGACCGUGAAGACGUUGUACAAGUCUGGAAUGGGAAUGCCUCCUUAGCAAGUGAAGCAAAAGUGUUAGAAAAGAUACAUAAACUUCUGCCUCACACCUCUUUCAGAGCCGUGUUUUACAAACCACACAGAGAGCACCAUGCCUUUGAAGGCCGACGUGGGAGACAUUAAAUGCAGCCUUACGUUUGUCACUGGCAGUGUGGUGAGGUGUCUGAGUGAGGAGGACUGCAGGAGGCCCUGCAGAAACACUACGCGUGGUGGUCCUCUUGAAUUGAAUGCUUCUCAUUGGGCUAUUGCUACUGAAAAUGAGGAAACACAGUUGCCCUGACUGCUGAAUGUGCCAUUCAUUACUUUUUGCUUGGUUGUGAUUUUCAUUCAUUGGUUUUUUUCUUUAAAAAGUUAUUUGGCCACUCUUUUUUUUUUUUUCCAAUCAGACCAUAUUCAUUCCUGUUAAGAUACAACACUUUGGGUUUCUCUGAACUAUUUGUAGUUUAAUGCAAACGUGCACAAACAUUGUAUGCUGCUUUUUUGAGAUGGAGGAAUACUGCCUUGGUGAAAUGUGUUUUCAAUUUUCUUUUUUGAGACAUUCCUAUCGUAUGAAGAUUUCCUCCUUGUCUUUGUCCCAGGAGAUGAAGGAGUUGCACAGCAUUAUCCUAAUGGGCUGUGUAAUCUGCUCUUGCACUGACAGCAGCACACAUCCUGCUAAAGUAAAUAGCAAAGUAUUCACUGAAUGGGCAACUGAAGAGAUGCAUUUAUAUGGGUCUGACCCUGGGUGAGAUUAUGUUGUGUUUAAAGUGUGGUGACUUCCAAAGAGCCCUGGUUCAGGCUAGAAUUCAGAGUAUUUGCAGUAAGAAGCCCUGUGAACCCCCCCACCUCCUAUUGAUUUAAGAAGGGAUGAUGAUUAUAAUCUUUUCACUGUAUGAUCUCUCUCUGUACAUCCAUGACAAAAGUCACAAAUUCUUUCUAACCCGUUUGCCUAACCUGAUCCAUCCCUCAUACUUCGGGAGAUGUUAGGCCUGCACCUAUAGAGGCUCAGAUCAGAAGUGCUGUUCACUUCAGUGCAAAGGAAGACAUUCUGUCCCUCAUACUUUCAAGCUGUCCAGGCUCCUUAGGCCAUCUAUUUUCUUUAAUUUACAGGAAACAAAUGGAUUUUGUUUUAUGGCACAAAUGUGAAUAUUAACCGUGUUAAUCUGUAAAUGUUUGUAUUAAUUGAGGUGUUUUGGUUUGCUUUACUGUUCUACCAAAGAUUAAUUUAUCUCCUUUUGCAAGAAGAAGCUGUAAGAUAGAGAGGGAUGUGCACUCUGCUCAGCAUUACCUUGUGGGUAAGAGUUCUUGUUUGGCAACUGGUCCAAUUGAGCUGAUCUCCACGUUUGGUGUAUUAAGAAGCAGCCAUUAGAAUCAAAUAUAGCAAUAAGAAUUACACAUAGGAGAGGUUAUUUUGUUUGUUUGUUUUUUACAACUUUGUAUUUAUGAAUUGAAACUGUGCAGUCAGUGAGCGUUAUUAAUUAAACACAUUUGUGAAAA